CAUCAGAAAUGAUGAAAAUCGUAAUUCUGAUCUUUGCUUUGGUGGCUAUCGCCGCUGCCAAGCCCGGUUUGGCCGCUUACGUCGCUCCUGCCGCGUCCUACGUUGCUGCCCCCUACGUCGCUGCCCCCUACGUCGCUGCCGCCGCCCCAUACGUUGCUGCCCCCGCUGUUGUAGCUGUUUAA
Molecule: messenger RNA, 182 nt
Organism: Aricia agestis (brown argus)
Lineage: Eukaryota; Metazoa; Arthropoda; Insecta; Lepidoptera; Lycaenidae
Exons: 3
Coding region: 9-182 (57 amino acids)
Source: RefSeq, a predicted model, not a curated record